Messenger RNA from Petromyzon marinus (sea lamprey), 6209 nucleotides. RefSeq lists its product as uncharacterized. Lineage: Eukaryota; Metazoa; Chordata; Hyperoartia; Petromyzontiformes; Petromyzontidae. Gene Ontology annotation, molecular function: diaminopimelate decarboxylase activity. The record is from RefSeq and is a predicted model, not a curated record.
AGAACAAUGAUCUGCUACGGCCGAGGUGUUGGUCCUACCGUGUUUAAGGUCUGCUUUAUGUUCACGAAUGCGGUCCGAGAUAUGGCGUUUGGUUUCUCCAAUGAGAUCAGAAGAUGGAUUUUGUUAUAAAGCGCGUACGCGUGGGAAGGGUGAUGGCUCUGCUUGGAGGGGGGGGGGAGGUGUAAGAGGGCCUUCAUCCAGCAGUGGAUCGAUCAUGGCUGAUGAUGCUGAUGUUGACCGUGUCACGGCCGAGAGUGUUUCCAAACAAGUACAGAAAAUCCACAUGGAAUUGCAUCCCAAUCGUUUUAUAGACAAUCUCAUCAUUAUUUCCCCCCCCCACCAAACACAUUUUAGUGCCUUGAUCGAAACCGCAAUCAUUGAAGAUAAACGUCCGUUGGAGAGCGUUACGGAAUUCAUCCUCGUGUGCAUACUAUUUUCUUCAUUUUCACCUUGAUUCAACACUCCCACCCCCACUCCCUCCUCUCCCUCGCCCUCUGACCACCACCUCAGCAAUUUGACAAGUGCAAUGUUCCAAAGUACACGACUUGUACCUUUCUCGGCAAGAUAAAUCGCAACAUUAGUCACCCGUCCGCUCGACUCAACCCGUCAUUCGACAACUACUGCGGUCAAUUCAUCUCCUCGGCCGACGGCAAGGAUCGUUGAUCAUGGGUGAGAAAUGUGAUCAUCAUCAGCAGUUCCAAUACCGAGACGGGACGCUCUUCUGCGAAGAACUAAGCCUCAUUGAUCUCGCCGAACAGCUGCGGAACAGCGGAUGCCCGCACGAGUCCGAGCCGCCAGAAGAUGUUACCGACCUGGUGUUCCAGGAGGACCUCUCCCCCCCACUCCACGAGGGCUGGCCCCCACUCGAUCAGGAGUCCCGUGACAGCGGCCGUGCGGCCGAUUGCCCCGACAGCCGCCAGUCGUCCGCAUUGUUCAGAGCUCCCUGCACGCCGUUCUUCGUCUACAGCCGCGCGCAAAUCGUGGAGAACGUGCGCGCCUACCAGCGAGCGCUGCGCGCCAGCGGAUUUCGAGCGACCCUCAACUACUCGGUGAAGGCCAACGGAAACCCGCAUCUGCUCAAGGUCAUAAGCUCCCUGGGCUGUGGAGCCACGGCCGUGAGCGGCAACGAGAUCCGCCUGGCGCUGCUGUCGGGGUUUGAGCCACGGCGCAUCCUGCUCAACGGCAACGGCAAGAGGCGCGACGAGAUCGCCCUCGCCGUCGCCCGCGGCUGCUCGCUCAACGUCGACUCGCCGUUCGACGCGCGCAGAAUCGGCGACGUGGCCUCCUCGGUGACGGGCCCCGCGCCGCGCGUGCCCGUGCUGGCGCGAGUCAACCCGGACGUGGACCCCAGCGUCCACCCGUACGUCGCCACGGGCCUCGCCUCGUCCAAGUUCGGCGUGUCGCGCGGGCCGUCUUUCGACGCCCUCCUCGACGCGGUGAGGACCAACCCGCGCCUGGAGCUCUGCGGCCUCCACUGCCACCUCGGCUCCACCGUGAGGGACCUGGGGGCCUUCCGGGCGGCGGUGGCCUUCGUGGCGCGUACGGCGACGGAGCUGCGCUCGGGGGGCGCCUUCCCGGCGCUGCGGGUGCUCAACUUCGGCGGCGGGCUGGACAUCGACUACCGGCGCGACGGGACGAGCGCCGCGCCAUCCCCCGACGAGCUGGUGGCGGCCGUGCGCGACGAGCUGCGUCUCUCGUGGCAGGGCGCGCCGGAGGACGUGGAGGUGGUGCUGGAGCCGGGCCGAUCCAUCGUGGGCGACGCCGCCGUGCUGGUGACGGAGGUGCUGGGCGUGAAAUCCGCCAGAGACAAGGAGUUCCUUGUUGUGGAUGCGGCGAUGACCGACGUGAUGCGGCCCAGCCUGUACGGGGCGUAUCACCAUGCGCAGCUUGUGCAGGACCCCCCGGGAGAGCCGAGCUAUGCCAUCUUCGACGUGGUCGGCCCCGUGUGCGAGUCGGCCGACUUCCUCGCUCGGGACCGGCGCCUGCCGCGGCCUGACCUGGUGCCGGGACCCGGUGGCGCCCGGCCGCAGCCGCUGCUGGCGCUGUUCGACGUGGGCGCCUACUGCUCGUCCAUGGCCUCCAACUACAACGCGCGGGCCCGCGCCGCCGAGCUGCUGGUGAGCGGGGCGCGCUGGAGGCUCGUGCGGCGCGCCGACUCGUUCCGCGACCUCGUCGCUCCGUUCUCGGGGCUGCAGGGAUGCGGGGGGCCCCGGCCGUGAAACCCGCGCCCCACCACCCCCACCAACAAGUCGGCCAACUUGACGCGGUCAUCAGAUUUUGUUGCCGUUGUCUUCGCCGUCAUCGGCAGCGGCAUCGUCUUCGUCGAUGGCGUCGUCACUCUCGUAAUCAACGGUGGGGUGGGCUGUGUGCAGUUUCCUCGUCGUUCUCAUGAUCAUUGUUAUCAUUACAAUCAGAGCAUUGUGGGUUUUUUUAAAUCACUGCCAUUGUCACUUACUAUCGGCGAGUCAUCAUCAUUUUCAUCCCAUACAAAACCCUCAUGUCAUCUGUUACAGAACCCUUGUCGAAUACCAAACAAUUCUCAUUUCAUCUGAUACAAACUCCUCUUUUUAUCCAAUAAAAUAAUAGAAUUCUCAUCUCACACCACUACAAAAGUCAUCCCAUCCAGCAGGACCCUCGUCCUCACUGCGGUAUCAGUGUUGACGAUCUCCCACAGAACUCUCCCUAAAAAAAAAAUGCUUCUCUCAACUACGACAACCAUGUCCCAUUGUGGCGCCUUAGUUUAUUCAGUCGCCGGCCGACUCCUCUGACCCGUAAAAAAAAACACACGCUUUAAGAAAACACGCCGUAGCCUCCGCGAGAAUGUAUAGAGUUCACCGGCAGCCAAAGACUCAUUUCGGGGAAACAAGCCACGACCGGUUCGACGCCGAACCGGCCGUUGCCGGCUUUGCAGCGCGAGAACAAACGCGAAGCCGUCAAGAGGCGAUCGUGAAUCCGCGUCUCCCUUACGAGCCACAAGUCGGCGGGGAAAUGAAAUCGCGGCGGGCGAAGGGCAUUUGUCAGUCGUUGCAGCCGUCUGCUUAGUGCCGCGUUCCUUAAAAUAACUUCCCGCCGGUUCGCUCUGGGUUUAAAUGACCGUCGGUCGCCGACCCCCGGGCCACUGCGGUGACAUUUUGAAAGUUUGAAAAUGCAUUGCAGGUUUCAGAAGCCAGAGCGCCGUUGCAAAGUUGAACGCUGUUGUUUCGAGUCGGCGAAGCCACGCGCAACCAACCCAAUAAAGGGCUGGCUUCCCGCUGUCGUCUUGUGGUUCAGCGUCACAGUGGCGAGAUGCGGUUCUUAGAAUUGUGGCCGUUUGGCCAUUCUUGGGCCAACGAGAAAACCUUCACGUGCUCUACGCAUGCACGCACGCAUGCACGCACACCAGGCGGACGGACGUUAGAGAAACGCGUCGACAAUCGCCACGUGUGUUAUGACGCACAGAUCCGUAUAAAACUGGCGGAGAAAUGUUGCGCGGAUCCGUAUAACAAAAAAUAAAGUUACGUACCCUGGGAAAUAGAGAAUUCUUGAUUUGAAGCUUUCCAUACUCUUUGGUUCUUUCGGUAAAGUCACGUAGGUAGAAAAUAAAAUAAAAAAUAAUAUAUCACAAUAUAUUUUCUUUUUCUACCUAAAUAGAUCAUUGUUCAGAGAGAGCAGGACGUUCCAAACGUCGCGCGCAAAGACGUUAACUUAGCCCUUUACGGGAUGAUAAAAGGGAAAUAAAUAUCUCUGGACAACAUCAAAUCAGCAGAACUAUUUUCGCUCUAUUUUCACACAAAUUAAAAAAAACGCAUUAAAAAAAGACUCGAUCUACCCUUGUAAAUGUUGCCAUCUCAUUACGAGAGGGAGAAUGUUUACACAAAAAUAAAGCACCUCAAUCGUAGAAUCGUUUUGUCAGUUUUAAAAGACAAUACUGAUUUCAAGAACUUCAGACUUAUCGGACGCUUAUCACACACACACAUAUAGUCCAUGACUUUCUUGGAGAACUGAGCAAUGUACAAACACAUGAACAAGUUAGAUUUUGAAAAGCCCUUGCUACCACUUGCUACAUACAUACAAACUAUCAUUCACAUUCGAUAAAACACAUUAAUAUAAACAUGCCACGAUGCCUGGCUUUUAUAAUUAGAAGACUAUGUAAAAGGCAGUUGAUUCAGUGAAAACUGAUAUAGUCAUAAAAGCUCUAGAAAACCAAGGCCUCCAUAAGGACAUGGGCCCUCCCUUGCCGGUAUCAAUAUAUAAGAAUAGGUGUUACCCUUUGUGGCAAUAAAACAGUUGUGUUAAGAUGUUAAAACACCAAACUCAAACCUUUUGCAAGGAACCAUGUCUGCAUUAACCACACAUCCUUGUGGUGAACAUGCAAACAAAAAUAUGCUCUGAUAGUAUAUGAUGCAUUGUCUUUGAAACUGAUUGGUCCACACCAGAGACAGUUUUCUUUAGAGCCUAGUCUCAAGCAGUAUUAGACCAGUGGACGCCAAAAGACGAACCGCACAUGUGUGUUUUUGCUUGCAUGUUCAAGUAUGUGGUUAAUAUACACCUGAUGAUGUUUGCUUGUGUUGCAGUCGAAACGUCGUGAGAAUUGUAUUGUCUUAUAUUUUAAUUAUUUUAUUGUUUCCCUUCUACGUGACUUUACCGAAAGAACCAAGAAUAUGAAUCCCUGCAGUCACGAAAAGCUUUAAAUCAAAAUUUAUAUGUGGUUAAUGCAGACAAUUCCUUGCAAAAGGUUUCAGUUUGGUGUUUGGAGAAGUAAUUUAUCGGACCUGGGGGGCAGGGCACGGCUAGAAAGGAUGCCGGCAAAUGAACGAGACGGGCGAAGGAAUGGUAGCGAAAGCAGAAAAGGCGCCCGAGAGCACCGACACCGAGGACGUGGAGCGGUGAAAUCGGCGCGCGUGCAGCAGCAGCAAGGCGAAUCGUCACGUCACGGGACCGCCGCGCGAGUUGGCAAUGUCGUGGGGAGGCCUUCAUUCGGCAGUGGAUGGAUCGUGGUUGAUGACGAAUGCAGAGAGAAUAUACUGUCAUGUGGUUACACGACACACAUUGCAAUUUUUUGUUUGUUAUAAACACAAAUACUCUGGGUGCACUCAUUACGCAAAAUAUUACAUUGGCAGUGCACCAAUUCACCUGUCGGCCACCGCCACCAACAACCAGUCAAGGGCAAUCGUCGACAUCUAGCCCCAACCUUACAAAGACCCCCCCCCCAUACAGUCUUAGCAGACUGUUGGGGCAAGUGCUGCUAGCGAGCACCCUAUGAAGGCCGGCACGGCACACGAGGGGGCGGUGUGGUCAGCACCACGCCCUGGCCGCCUUUCGUCUCCCCCAGCUGCGACGUUUACACGCCGCACCACGUGCUCGUUUGAGGCCCAGUCGACCUAGGGGAGGCCCAGGAGCGAAAACAGUUACCCACACACUGCGUCAGCAUGUGGGGGGGGGGGGGGGGCUUGUGCGUCAGCGCUUUGGAAGGAAGUGUCGGUGGAUCACGCUGAAUUGCGACGCUUCAAAUCCGGCCGGGCUUGGGAGGCAGCUCGUACAGCAAGUGGGUUUGUGAACCCGUCUGUGGAGACCUCCGUUCUUUACCCCCCUGGGCACUCUGAAGAUUCCUCCCCCAACGCCAAAUAAAGCUCCUCUCGGAGGAAUCCUCCUCGCGAAUAGUGUCUUGAGAUUUCAUUGCGACAUUCCUUAAUUUCAGCAAGCGGGUUUUGUGAAUUAAAAUGUUGCGUGGUCCUUCCCCGCAUCUCCGAUGAGCAUGGUUGCCUACGUAGGGUGCGAAAGAAGUUAAACAAAGCAUACAUUGCAUUUCUGGUGACGUUACUGAUUACCGAAACAAUGACAAUCCCAAACCUGGCAUGGGAUUGGGAGUGUUUAUUCUUAAGCAUUCGUCUCGUGCCUGUGACCACAUCACCUGGAAUACGUUCCAAUCUCGUCAGAUUUUGAAAGCCAAGCCGGGUUGAGCCUGGGUAUCGCUUGGAUGGACGACCUCCAUGCAUGACGGGCGUUAAUAUCGAUAUGCCGCGGAGCCACGUGGUGUGAUGUCAGAGGCCAGUGCGGCAAAACACAUUGUUGUACUGCACACGACAGAACGUCUACGGCGCCCCGGCUUCACAAACCCACACCGGCCGGCGUGGUGAAGCAUGUUCAAUAUAACGCCCCGAUCGUCAAGUGGAUUCACAUUGAUGUUGUUUUGAUUUAAAGCUUUCGUAACUGCAGGGAUUCAUAUUCUU